AUGGAUUUAAAUAGUGUACCCAUACCAACAAUGAACUGGGACAGUCAGAACGCUAUGGAGGAGUUCAAAAAGUAUAGGCAGCAUGCAGAACUUAUAUUUAGUGGCGCAUUAAGAGAAAAAGAAGAAGAAAUACAAGGAAACAGUACGAUAGAACAAUUCAUCACGCGUCUAAAAACAUUAGCAAAUGAUUGCGCUUUUCAUGCAGGGUACAGAGAUGAUGUCAUACGAGAUAAAAUAGUGAUUGGAAUUACGUCGGAAAAAGUUCGUGAAAAACUAAUCAAGGAAGGCGAAGCAUUGACUCUUGAAAAAGCAGUCAAGAUAUCACAGUCACGCGAAUAUGCACAGGCACAACUACGUGAUAUGACUAAUUCCAAAAACGUCGAUGACAUUAAUCAUAAACGACAUUCCACGUCAACACACCAAAACGAGACUGGAAAGAAACACAAUCACCAUUCAAGAGUUAGACAAAACCAACAGAUAACAAAAUGUGGAAAUUGUGGACAGUCACAUCACAGCAAAGAUCGAUGUCCGGCAAGAGGAAAACUAUUUUUUCAUGGCUUUGGAAAAUUACCUGGUGCUUGUUCGAUCAAAGUAGAUCCCAAGUAUUCCCCAGUAAUUCAUCCUCCCCGACGCGUUCCUGUAGCUCUUCAAAGCAAGGUUAAAAAGGAACUUGAUGCUAUGGAAAAGGCUGGAAUCAUAGCCAAGGUCACCACACCAACAAAUUGGGUGAAUAGUAUGGUCGUAGUCAAUAAGCCACAUUCUGAUAAAGUUAGAAUUGUAAUUGACCCUAAAGACCUUAAUAAGGCAAUCCAUAGGCCACAUUAUCCUACAAAAACCUUAGAUGAUAUUUUGCCGCAGUUAAAAUCUGCAAAAUAUUUCACAAAACUUGACUGCAAAUCAGGUUACUGGUCCGUUGUUUUAGAUGAUAAAUCAUCAUAUCUAACAACAUUCAACACCCCUCAAGGUCGUUAUAGGUAUCUAAGAUGUCCCAUGGGACUGAAAUGCAGCCAAGAUCUCUUCCAGCAAAAGAUGGAUGAGUGCUUAGAAGGCUUACUUGGUUGUAGUGUCAUUGUAGAUGACAUUCUUGUUUAUGGUUCAACUCGAGAAGAGCAUGACAUAAACCUAAGAAACUUACUUGAUAGGUGCCGCCAAAAGGGCAUUAGGUUAAACGAAGACAAACUUGUUGUUUGUGUCUCGGAGGUUAAGUAUUUUGGUCACAUCCUCUCAGCUGAUGGAUUGAAACCAGACCCCGAAAAAUGUAGGGCUAUCCAAGAGAUGGAAGCGCCUAAAGACAAGUCUGAGCUUAAGACAAUACUUGGCAUGAUAACUUAUCUAUCUAGAUAUGCCCCAAACUUGUCCGAGAUCAUUCAUCCACUCUCAGAAAUAUUAAAGAAAGAUAUCAUUUUUCACUUGGAUGCUCCUCAAGUUCGAGCAUUUCAGAAAGUCAAAGACAUACUUACUGAGUGUCCAGGCCCAGUGUUAUCUUAUUUUCAUCCAAAUAAGGCACUAGCACUUCAGUCUGACAGUUCUCAGUAUGGCUGUGCUUCUACUUUAAUGCAAGAUGGAAAACCUAUAGCUUUUGCAAGCAAAUCCUUGACCAACUCAGAAAGGUCAUGGGCCAUGAUUGAGAAAGAACUUCUUGCCAUAGUAUUUGGCAUGACAAAGUUCAGACAAUAUAUCUACGGUAGGCAUAUAACUGUAGAAACAGAUCAUUUACCCUUGAUCAGUGUUGUUAAGAAAUCCCUAUACAGUGCCCCGGCAGGAUUACAAAGGCUCUUAUUAGCGUUACAUGGUUAUGAUUUUGAGUUGCAGCACAAAGCAGGCACUCAAAUACCCGUUGCUGACACAUUGUCUCGGAAAUAUUUGCCAGAUACUUAUCCAGAAAUUUCCGAAAAUAGCAAUUUGCAUGUUCACUUCAUAACAAAAAACUUGCCAUACACAGAUCAAAAACUUAGUGAAGUUAGGUCAAAAACUGAGUCAGAUCCAACACUCAUGACCUUGAAACAAAUCAUUCUUCAAGGCUGGCCUGAAAAACGCAAAGAUUGCAAUUCUCAAGUUCUAGAAUACUGGAAUUAUAGAGAUGAACUCACUGUUGUAGAUAAUAUCAUCUACAAAGGUCAAAGAUUGAUUAUUCCUAAGUGUCUAAGAUCUGAAAUGUUAAAUUUGCUACAUAAAGGUCACCCCGGUCAGGAACGUAGCUUCCGCAGGGCACACAUUUCUAUGUUUUGGCCUAACAUUAGCAAAAACAUAGUGCAGAAAGUGCAACAGUGUUCUGUAUGUGCAGAACAUCAAAGGUCAAAUUCAAAGGAACCCUUGGUUUCACAUGAAAUCCCUAAGUACCCAUGGCAGGUAAUAGGUACUGAUGUAUUUACAUUAGAUAACCAAGACUACUUAUUAGUAUGCGACUACAUGAGCAACUAUUUUGAAAUUGACAUGAUUAAAAAUACAAACAGUAGCACUAUCAUUAAGUUAAUGAGAACUUGGUUUUCAAGACAUGGUAUUCCCCAGAAAAUAGUUUCAGAUGGUGCUAGUUAUUACACAUCACAAGAAUUUAAAGAAUUCACAACUAAAUGGGACAUAAAGCAUGUAAGGUCAUCACCUCAAUAUCCCCAAAGUAAUGGCCUUAGUGAAUCAUGCGUGAAGAAAGUAAAAACAUUGCUUAAAAAUGCAAGCAAGAUGGGACAGACCCUUUGA
Messenger RNA from Ruditapes philippinarum (Manila clam), 2694 nucleotides. RefSeq lists its product as uncharacterized. Bases 1 to 2694 code for a protein of 897 amino acids. NCBI's taxonomy places the organism in Eukaryota, Metazoa, Mollusca, Bivalvia, Venerida, Veneridae. The record is from RefSeq and is a predicted model, not a curated record. Gene Ontology annotation, biological process: DNA integration. Gene Ontology annotation, molecular function: nucleic acid binding. The transcript is spliced from 3 exons.